Messenger RNA from Cynocephalus volans (Philippine flying lemur), 6051 nucleotides. It is a transcript of the gene ZC3H13, whose product is annotated as zinc finger CCCH-type containing 13. The record is from RefSeq and is a predicted model, not a curated record. Gene Ontology annotation, molecular function: metal ion binding. The coding region runs from base 347 to 5410 and encodes 1687 amino acids. NCBI's taxonomy places the organism in Eukaryota, Metazoa, Chordata, Mammalia, Dermoptera, Cynocephalidae. The transcript has 20 exons. Gene Ontology annotation, cellular component: nuclear speck.
CCCCUGGCUUCCGGCGGCAUUUUGAGGCGUUCCUCUUAGCGGCCUGGUGGAGUUUUCGUUGCCUUUUUUUAUUCUCCAGUCUCUUCGUUCUUUUUCUUCCUACGCCCAAUCUCAUUUGACCCUGGCGAAGCAGCAGGCCGGUUCCGCUUUUCAGCCGCCCCGGGGCCCCCUUGCUAGCCGAGGGCCGGUUCCCGGGAGCCGCGCGCGCACCUCCUUCUCUUCAUCGUCGUCCUCCCGGGGCCAGGCGCGGGGACAGAGACUUGCCUCCCUCGCUCCUCGGAGCGGAGGCGGCGGUGGCGCCUCCGGACUGCGCUUGCCAAGGGAGCUAGGGGAGGAGUAGUACAAAAUGUCAAAAAUUAGAAGAAAGGUCACAGUGGAAAAUACCAAGACCAUAUCUGAUAGCACAUCUCGAAGACCCAGUGUAUUUGAGAGGCUUGGACCCAGCACUGGCAGUACAGCAGAGACACAGUGCCGUAACUGGCUGAAGACUGGCAACUGCCUCUAUGGAAACACAUGUAGAUUCGUACAUGGCCCUUCACCUCGUGGUAAAGGUUAUAGCAGCAAUUAUAGAAGGUCACCAGAAAGACCUACAGGGGAUCUUAGAGAAAGAAUGAAGAACAAGCGCCAAGAUGUGGACACUGAGCCCCAGAAACGAAGUACAGAGGAGUCAUCCUCACCUGUUAGGAAAGAAUCUUCAAGAGGGCGACAUAGGGAGAAGGAAGACAUAAAAAUCACUAAAGAAAGAACUCCAGAAAGUGAAGAAGAAAAUGUAGAAUGGGAAACUAAUAGAGAUGAUUCUGACAAUGGAGAUAUUAAUUAUGAUUAUGUUCAUGAGUUGUCAUUGGAAAUGAAGCGUCAGAAGAUACAGAGGGAAUUAAUGAAGUUGGAGCAAGAAAACAUGGAGAAGAGAGAAGAAAUUAUCAUUAAAAAGGAGGUUUCACCAGAAGUAGUUAGAUCAAAAUUGUCUCCAUCACCUUCUUUAAGAAAGUCUAGCAAGUCUCCAAAGCGAAAAUCAAGCCCCAAGUCAUCUUCUUCAUCUAACAAGAAAGAGAGGAAGACAUCUGUAGUAUCUUCUCCCCUGUUGGACCAGCAGAGGAAUUCAAAAAGCAACCAAAGUAAAAAGAAAGGACCACGUACUCCUAGUCCACCCCCUCCUAUACCAGAAGAUAUUGCUCUGGGGAAAAAAUAUAAAGAAAAGUACAAAUUAAAAGACAGGAUAGAAGAAAAACCAAGAGAUGGAAAGGACAGAGGACGAGAUUUUGAAAGACAAAGAGAAAAAAGAGACAAGCCAAGAUCUGCUUCCCCAGCAGGACAGCAUCAUUCUCCUAUAUCUUCUAGGCAUCACUCGUCUUCCUCACAGUCGGGAUCAUCUAUUCAAAGACAUUCUCCUUCUCCCCGUCGAAAAAGAACUCCUUCACCAUCUUAUCAAAGGACGCUAACUCCACCUUUACGACGCUCUGCUUCUCCUUAUCCUUCACAUUCUUUGUCUUCUCCUCAGAGAAAGCAAAGUCCUCCAAGACAUCGCUCUCCAGUGCGAGAGAAAGGGAGGCAUGAUCAUGAACGAACUUCACAGUCUCAUGAUCGACGUCAUGAAAGGAGGGAAGAGACUAGAGGCAAAAGGGAUAGAGAAAAGGACCCAAGAGAAGAACGAGAGUAUGAACAGGAUCAGAGCUCUUCUAGAGACCACAGAGAUGACAGAGAACCUCGAGAUGGUCGAGAUCGGAGAGAUACCAGAGAUACUAGAGACCGAAGGGAACUAAGAGACUCCAGAGACAUUCGGGACUCCAGGGAGAUGAGGGAUUAUAGUAGAGAUACCAAAGAGAGCCGUGAUCCCAGAGAUUCUCGAUCCACUCGUGAUGCCCAUGAUUACCGAGACCGUGAAGGUCGAGAUACUCAUCGAAAAGAGGAUGCAUACCAGGAAGAAUCCCGGAGUUAUGGCAGAAACCAUUUGAGAGAAGAAGGUUCUCGUACUGAAAUAAGGAAUGAUUCCAGAAAUGAGUCUCGAAGUGAAAUUAGGAAUGACCGGAUAGGCAGAAGUAGGGGGAGAGGUCCAGAGUUACCUGAAAAAGGAAGUCGAGGCACAAGAGGUUCUCAAAUUGAUAGUCACAGUAGUAGCAACUAUCAUGACAGCUGGGAAACUCGAAGUAGCUAUCCUGAAAGAGACAGAUACCCUGAAAGAGACAACAGAGAUCAAGCAAGGGAUUCUUCCUUUGAGAGAAGACAUGGAGAGAGAGACCGUCGUGACAACAGAGAGAGAGCUCCUAUGUUCUACACCUCCUGCUGCCCCUAUCCUUUGCCACCAGUGUUCUCAGGUCCUGCUGGGGGGACAGAGAAGAUCAGAGAUCAAAGACCAAGCUCACCAAUUCGACAUCAGGGAAGGAAUGACGAGCUUGAGCGUGAUGAAAGAAGAGAGGAACGAAGAGUAGACAGAGUGGAUGAUAGAAGAGAUGAGAGGGCUAGAGAGAGAGAUCGAGAACGAGACAGGGAGAGGGAGAGAGAGAGGGAACGUGAACGAGAUCGGGAAAGAGAAAAAGAAAGAGAACUAGAAAGAGAGCGCGCUAGGGAACGGGAAAGAGAAAGAGAGAAAGAGAGGGACCGUGAAAGAGACAGAGAUCGUGACCAUGAUCGAGAGAGGGAAAGAGAGAGGGAGCGAGAAAGGGAAAAAGAACGGGAGCGAGAGAGAGAAGAAAGAGAGAGGGAGAGAGAAAGAGAACGAGAGAGAGAACGAGAACGGGAGCGAGAAAGAGCAAGGGAAAGAGAGAAAGAACGAGAGCGUCAGAGGGAGUGGGAAGACAAAGACAAAGGAAGAGAUGACCGCAGAGAAAAGCGAGAAGAUAUCCGGGAAGAUAGGAAUCCAAGAGAUGGACAUGAUGAGAGAAAAUCAAAGAAGCGCUAUAGAAAUGAAGGGAGUCCAAGCCCUCGGCAGUCACCAAAGCGUCGGCGUGAACAUUCUCCCGACAGUGACACCUACAACAGUGGAGAUGAUAAAAAUGAAAAACACAGACUCUUGAGCCAGGUUGUACGACCUCAAGAAUCUCGUUCUCUCAGUCCAUCACACCUUACAGAAGAUAGGCCAGGUAGAUGGAAGGAGGAGGAUCGUAAACCAGAAAGAAAAGAGAAUUCAAGGCGCUAUGAAGAGCAAGAACUCAAAGAGAAAGUUUCUUCUGUAGAUAAACAGAGAGAACAGACAGAAAUUAUGGAAAGCUCAAGAACACGUGCACAAGACAUUAUAGGACACCACCAGUCUGAAGACCGAGAUACAUCUGAUCGAGCUCAUGAUGAAAGCAAGAAAAAAGCAAAAAUUCAAAAGAAACCUAUUAAGAAAAAGAAAGAGGAUGAUGUUGGAAUAGAGAGGGGUAGCAUAGAGACAACAUCUGAAGAUGGUCAAGUAUUUUCACCAAAAAAAGGACAGAAGAAGAAAAGUGUUGAAAAAAAACGUAAAAGAUCCAAAGGUGAUUCUGAUAUUUCUGAUGAAGAAAUAGCCCAGCAAAGUAAGAAGAAAAGAGGCCCGCGGACUCCCCCUAUAACCUCUAAAGAGGAAUUGAUUGAAAUUUCCAAUGAUAAAGAUGGCACCCUAGAGGAUCUUCAGAAAAAAGAAGAUACAGCAUUCAGUGACUGGUCUGAUGAGGAUGUGCCUGACCGUACAGAAGUGACAGAACCAGAGCAUGCUGCCACUGCUGCUACUCCUGGUAGUACCCCUUCUCCUCUAUCAUCUCUUCUUCCUCCUCCGCCUCCUGUGGCUACUGCCACUGCUACAACUGCCCCUGCUAAUCUUGCCACUACUGCUGCAGCCACCUCCUUCAGCACAUCUGCCACCACCAUUUCUGCUUCUGCCACCCUCACCAAUACCACCAGUACCACUUUUGCCAAUGAAGACUCACAUAGAAAAUGCCACAGAACACGAAUGGAGAAAGUAGAGACACCUCAUGUUACUAUAGAAGAUGCACCACAUCGCAAGCCAGUGGAUCAAAAGAGGAGUAGCAGCCUUGGGAGCAAUCGGAGUAAUCGUAGUUAUACAUCUGGUCGUCUACGCUCCCCAUCCAAUGAUUCUGCCCAUCGAAGUGGGGAUGACCAAACUGGUCGAAAGAGGGUACUGCAUAGUGGCUCACGAGAUAGAGAAAAAACAAAAAGCCUGGAAAUGACAGGAGAAAGAAAAUCUAGGAUUGAUCAGUUAAAGCGUGGAGAACCCAGUCGAAGUACUUCUUCAGAUCGCCAGGAUUCAAGAAGCCAUAGUUCAAGAAGAAGUUCUCCUGAGUCAGAUCGACAGGUCCAUUCAAGAUCAGGGUCAUUUGAUAGCAGAGAUAGGCUUCAAGAACGAGAUCGCUAUGAGCAUGAUAGAGAGCGGGAGAGAGAGAGGAGAGAGUCAAGGCAGAGAGAGUGGGACCGAGACGCUGAUAAAGAUUGGCCACGAAACAGAGAUCGAGAUAGAUUGCGGGAACGAGAGAGAGAACGAGACAAAAGGAGAGAUUUGGACAGGGAAAGAGAGAGACUAAUUCCUGAUUCUAUGGAAAGGGACAGGGACAGAGACAGAACUUUUGAGAGUUCUCAAAUAGAGUCAGUGAAACGCAGUGAAGCAAAACUGGAGAGUGAACUUGAAAGAGACCUAGAAGGCACUUCCCGAGACUCUGUAGCUUUGGAUAAAGAAAGAAUGGAUAAAGAUCUGGGAUCUGUGCAGGGAUUUGAAGAUAUAAACAAAUCUGAGAGAACUGAGAGUAUGGAAGCAGGAGAUGAUGAAUCCAAGUUAGACGAUACACAUUCAUUAGGCUCUGGUGCUGGAGAAGGAUACGAGCCAAUCAGUGAUGAUGAACUAGAUGAAAUUCUGGCAGGUGAUGCAGAAAAGAGGGAGGACCAACAGGAUGAGGAAAAGAUGCCAGAUCCAUUAGAUGUGAUAGAUGUGGAUUGGUCUGGUCUUAUGCCAAAGCAUCCAAAAGAACCACGAGAGCCUGGGGCUGCACUCUUAAAAUUCACACCUGGAGCUGUAUUGCUGAGAGUUGGAAUUUCUAAAAAGUUGGCAGGUUCUGAACUCUUUACCAAAGUCAAAGAAACAUGUCGGAGACUUUUAGAAAAACCAAAAGAUGCAGACAGUCUUUUUGAACAUGAAUUGGGAGCUCUUAACAUGGCUGCAUUACUACGAAAAGAAGAAAGAGCAAGUCUUCUUAGUAAUCUUGGACCAUGUUGUAAAGCAUUAUGCUUCAGACGGGAUUCUGCAAUCCGAAAGCAACUUGUUAAAAAUGAGAAGGGUACUGUAAAACAAGCUUACACGAAUGCUCCAGUGGUAGACAAUGAAUUAUUACGAUUGAGUCUUCGGUUAUUUAAGCGGAAGACUACUUGCCAUGUUCCAGGACAUGAAAAGACUGAAGAUAAUAAACUUGCACAGUCCAGUAUCCAACAGGAACUCUGUGUGUCUUAAAACUGAAGUUCAGUAUGACAUUUUUGGUACUAUCUUCCUUCAGCAGCAGUACAUAUUCCUUUUCAAAGUUCUUUGAUUUGACAGGCAUUAUUAGUGACAAAGACAGAAAAGAUUUAUCAGCCAUGCUAAAAGAGUGAAGAAGAACUUUGAUCUUUAGAGACAUUAGUUUUGGCUAACUUCAGAUUUCACAUUAGUUUUUACACAGUACUUGAUACUCAUGCAGAAUAAUGUGAAAGCAUCUAGAUUUAGGAGUUUAUUCUGUACCUUUUGUUAAAACUGAAGAUUUUGGAAAACUGUUGUCAGUGCUCUUCCAGCCUAUGAAUAUUUUUUAUGAAACAGAGCCACUGAUUAAUGUUGUGGAUCACCUGUACAGAAACUACAAUUUUAUUCAGAAACAGUGCAUUCGUCAAAGUAAUUGCACACGUUGUGCACCACCAUGUUGUACAGAACAUUUGAAAGGGAAUGCUGGUCUAGCAUGGUAUGUUGUACCCAGAUCUCCAGCAGGAUGGAGCCACCAUAUUUUUUUUUCCUUUUGAAAGUUCUAUAAGAAUUACUUCAUGGGUAUUUGAUUUUUAAAUAUGCAUGCAUUGUUACAGUAUAUAUUGGAUGUCCUUGGAUUCUAAAUUUUUGUUUGUUUAUCA